Messenger RNA from Anopheles maculipalpis, 1461 nucleotides. RefSeq lists its product as uncharacterized. The coding region runs from base 1 to 1461 and encodes 486 amino acids. Lineage: Eukaryota; Metazoa; Arthropoda; Insecta; Diptera; Culicidae. The transcript has 5 exons. The record is from RefSeq and is a predicted model, not a curated record.
AUGUCUUCCACGAAAAUCUUAGUUUCGCGCAACCGCACAAUGCACAACCCCAAACACUCGGUGUGUAUGUUUUCGACUGACAAUACGAGCCACGAGUUAGGAUACAUUCAGAUUUUCGAGCUGGGUGACAGAACAAGCGCUCACGCACCAGCAGCAGCAUGGAACAGCAAGUCGGGUGCACCGAGCACGCCGAUCGCAGCACGUCGCAGAUCUGAGGAAGCGAUCAACGGGCCGGAAGAGGACGGACGAUCGGUGCAACCGUCCGCUUGUCCGACCGGAAGUGGGCCGAACGAAACCACACAGCAGCCUCCCAGCCAAGAGUACCGACAUACCACCACCACAACGAACCACAACAACGGAGCCGAAGAAAUGCGGCGAAUCGAAUUUUGCAACAGUUCCGCCACCAACUCAACCACCCCCGACUCCACCGUUGCUGGACCGGAUGUUGUUACGAAUCCAGUACGAUUGGUGGUCGUUCGUGUACGUCAUCGAAACGACAAUAUAAAUGUACAUUUGCAUACAUACCGCAAUGGUGGCGGUGGUAAAUGCGAACCACUGCGAAAGGAUUGGUGCAGAAUGCUGUGCCCCGGUAUGAUUUCUGUGCACGAGGUCCUGCUGGCGGUAUUUCUCAGUAUGGCGGUCCUGUCGGUGGACUCAAAAUCGAUAGACACAAAGCAGGAGCAGCAGCAGCAGCAACACCAACAACACCAUCCCCACCACCAGCAAGCCCAAACACCGGAGCAACGCAUGUGGUUAAAUCCCUGUGGCUAUCCUUCGCCGUACGAAAUUACGAUCAACACUCCAAUCAAUAUCGACCUUUCGAAGAUGCGUGAUCAGGUCAACACAUCGCUCGGCACAAUGGAGGUGUCAAUCAGGAACUACACUAAAACCAUCUUCGGUGUACCGAUGGAUCGGCAUCACACGACCUGGGAAAGUCGGGACGAACCGUGGAUCUAUAAGGACCUGCUGCGUAUACCGAAGAAGUUUCGCAACGACAUUGUGGACACGAUCUAUAUGCGCAUCUCGUACAUGUCGAUCCAGGAAGCGACGCGUGAUUUUUACCGCCUGCUGAAGGACUCGUACCGCCGCUACAUCAGGCUCGCGAAGGGUAUCGAAAAGAUGAAGGAAGAUCUGGAGAACGUGCACAACAAGGCAAAGUAUAAGCGGUACGAGAUUGAGCUGCUGAACCAGGUCCGGGAGGAGGUGCGUCAAAGCCUGCAGCAGGUGCUGUGCGAAAUCUUCGAGGUGUUGGUGGUGAUCGACAAAAAGUUCUUGUUCCAGACGCUGCGAGAGGACCACUCGAUCGACAUCAACGACUCGUAUCUGGACGAAAGCGAACGGAAGCUGCGCGACUGGACGAUCUACCGCGAGCUGAUCAACCAGCUCGAGUACAUCAUCCAAUACAUGAAAGCGCUCGAGCAGCGGCGCGCGGUGAAAGGCGCCAACCAAAGCACUGAAUAG